CCUCAUCAUUCUGUUGCAGCACCACCCAGACUUUCUCAACAUUUUCUGUUUAUAUCCGAGUGUUAAGCUUAAGUUUCCCUGCUCUCCCUGGAACUUUCCUUUCCUUAAUGAGCACAAUGAAAACUCCUAGGGGUAGGCUGUCUAUCUUCUCCAUUGUUGCUGUUGUCAUCUGCUGCACUCUUGCCUUGUUUGCUCUCUUGUUCACUGAAAGCAUAACUUCUUCCCACUCCAUCUUCAAUUUCAAAUCCUGCUCUAAAAGACACGUUGUCAAGUCUAGGAAGUCUACAAGAGAUGAGAGAAAUGCAGAAGAUGAGGUAGUUAACUCAGAAGUUGAUGAUAGGUUUGAGUUUGACCCAAAUGAGUGUAGUGUUGGCCAUGGAAAAUGGGUGUUUAACAGUUCAUUUGAGCCAUUGUACUCGGACCAGACUUGCCGAUACCUCGAUAGGCAAUUCUCUUGUCUUAAGAAUGGACGGCCCGAUUCUGAUUAUCGUCAAUGGGAAUGGCAACCAGAUGAUUGUAUGUUGCCUAGGUUCAAUCCAAAAAUUGCACUAGAGAAACUUCGAGGAAAAAGGCUAAUGUUUGUUGGGGAUUCUCUGCAAAAAAAUCAAUGGGCAUCGUUCGUUUGUCUGGUUGAUUCCAUUAUACCUCAAGAUCAGAAAUCCAUGAAACGAGGCCGCUCUCAUUCUGUCUUCAAAGCCAAGGAGUACAAGGCUACAAUUGAGUUCUACUGGGCACCAUUUCUAGUGGAGUCCAAUACAGAUAAUCCAAUACUAGCAGAUCCAAAGAAAAGGAUAGUCAAAGUGGAUUCACUUUCCAAGCAUUCCAAAUACUGGGAAGGAGUUGAUAUCUUAGCCUUUAAUACUUAUGUUUGGUGGAUGAGUGGGACCAAGGUCAAUUCACUGUGGGGUUCAUUUGCAAAUGGUGAAGAAGGAUCUGAAGAAUUGGAGACACAGGUUGCCUACAGAAUGGGAUUGAAAACAUGGGCCAACUGGGUUGACUCAAAUGUUGAUCCUAACAAAACUCGUGUGUUUUUCACUACUAUGUCUCCCACUCACUCAAAAAGUGUAGAUUGGAAAAACAAGGAUGGGAUCAGAUGCUACAAUGAAACAAAGCCAGUGAUGAAGAAGAGGUAUUGGGGAAGUGGGUCUAACAAAGGGAUGAUGAGUGUGGUGGCCAAUGUGGUGGAAAAAAUGAAAGUCCCAAUCACUUUCAUCAACAUAACGCAAUUAUCAGAGUAUCGUAAAGAUGCUCAUUCAUCAAUUUACGUUAAAUUGAAAAAAGAAAUGUUGACUAAUAAUAAGCAAAUUGCCGACAAUUCAGAUUGCAUACAUUGGUGUUUGCCCGGAGUUCCUGAUACGUGGAAUCAAAUAUUUUUAGCUUAUUUGUAGCAAAGAAAAUUAUCAACAUGUACAUUUUUGUUUUGUUUGUUUGUAUGUUGGUAUGUUUUUUGUUUUUGUGUCAAAAGAUUUCAAUUCUAUAUAGCUUUUUUUCA
Camellia sinensis is the source of this 1492-nucleotide messenger RNA. Its product is annotated as protein trichome birefringence-like 3. Gene Ontology annotation, molecular function: O-acetyltransferase activity. Lineage: Eukaryota; Viridiplantae; Streptophyta; Magnoliopsida; Ericales; Theaceae. The record is from RefSeq and is a predicted model, not a curated record. Gene Ontology annotation, cellular component: Golgi apparatus.